Messenger RNA from Lathyrus sativus (Indian pea), 411 nucleotides. NCBI's taxonomy places the organism in Eukaryota, Viridiplantae, Streptophyta, Magnoliopsida, Fabales, Fabaceae. The record is from the annotation of a GenBank genome assembly.
AUGAAGGAGAAAUACUCUGUGGGAAAAGUGUACAAGUUCCUAAAUAAGGAUGAUCCUGAUGUUGGAUGGAAACACAUGUUAUCCAACACUAUUGCUAGACCGAGAGUCCUUUUUACUAUGUGGGUGACUUGCCACCGUAGACUUGCGACAAGGGGUCGGCUCAAAAGACUUGGCCUUACGACCGAUGACAGGUGUAAUUUCUGCGACAAGGAGGGAACAAUUGACCACCUUUUAUUUGAUUGUCCACCGUUUAAAACCUGUUGGCAACAAAUCCUGGUGUGUUUGGGGUUUCAACGUUUCCCGUGUGAAUGGCAUGAGGAACUUGAGUGGUUAAUCAUGCAUUGCAAAGGUAAAGGUUGGAGGAAGUGCAUUCUGCGUAGUGCUGUAGCGGAAACCAUCCAUGAAGUUUGA